This is a messenger RNA of Cylas formicarius (sweet potato weevil), 2621 nucleotides long. RefSeq names its product protein transport protein Sec23A (gene Sec23). The record is from RefSeq and is a predicted model, not a curated record. Bases 133 to 2487 code for a protein of 784 amino acids. NCBI's taxonomy places the organism in Eukaryota, Metazoa, Arthropoda, Insecta, Coleoptera, Brentidae. The transcript is spliced from 14 exons. Gene Ontology annotation, biological process: COPII-coated vesicle cargo loading; intracellular protein transport; endoplasmic reticulum to Golgi vesicle-mediated transport. Gene Ontology annotation, molecular function: GTPase activator activity; zinc ion binding. Gene Ontology annotation, cellular component: COPII vesicle coat; endoplasmic reticulum exit site.
CCUGACGUGGAACGCAAUGUCUUCUGUUCUGUGGACGUGGAAUUCUUAAAAUGCAUUCUAAUUGAAAGCUUUUUGAUUAUUUUUCUCAUGUAUUUAAGAAAUUAAAUUCAGUUUCAAAGUCCGUAAUUUAAGAUGGCUACAUAUGAAGAAUACAUACAACAAAAUGAAGAUCGUGACGGAAUUCGUUUUACUUGGAAUGUAUGGCCGUCAAGUCGAAUUGAGGCCACCCGCCUAGUUGUGCCCCUAUCUUGUUUGUACCAGCCUAUUAAAGAGCGACCUGACCUUCCUCCUAUUCAGUAUGACCCCGUUUUGUGUACAAGAAAUAAUUGCAGGGCUAUUUUGAAUCCCUAUUGCCAAGUCGAUUACAGAGCAAAGUUAUGGGUUUGCAAUUUUUGCUUCCAAAGGAAUCCUUUUCCUCCACAAUAUGCGGCAAUUUCCGAACAACAUCAGCCUGCGGAAUUAAUGCCUAUGUUUUCAAGUAUCGAAUACACUAUCACAAGAGCUCAGUGUUUACCUCCAAUUUUUUUGUUUGUGGUGGAUACAUGUAUGGAUGAAGAGGAGCUAGGAGCUCUAAAAGAUUCUCUGCAAAUGUCUUUGAGUUUACUUCCCCCCAAUGCCCUAGUGGGUUUGAUAACGUUUGGCAAGAUGAUUCAAGUUCAUGAAUUAGGUACUGAAGGGUGCAGCAAGUCAUAUGUAUUUAGAGGUACAAAAGAUCUGACUGCAAAACAACUCCAGGACAUGUUAGGGAUUGGAAAGGUGCCUGUUAAUCCUCAGGCUAUGCAACAACCAAAUAUGAGGCCUGGAGUAACAGGGCAACCCGUGCAACCUCCAGUUCCACCAGCUAAUAGGUUUAUACAAUCAGUAUCCAAUUGUGAAAUGAAUCUUACUGACCUGAUUGGGGAACUGCAAAGAGACCCCUGGCCUGUUCCUCAAGGGAAGCGUUAUUUACGCUCGACCGGAGUUGCCCUUUCAAUUGCUAUUGGCUUAUUAGAGGGUGCUUAUCCCAACACAGGUGCUAGGGUGAUGUUAUUUGUAGGUGGUCCAUGUUCCCAAGGACCAGGCCAAGUGGUCAAUGAUGAUUUAAAGCAACCAAUAAGGUCGCACCACGACAUUCAUAAGGAUAAUGCGAAAUAUAUGAAAAAAGCAAUUAAACAUUAUGAGAAUCUUGCUAUGCGAGCUGCAACCAAUGGCCACUGUGUAGAUAUUUAUUCGUGUGCCUUAGACCAAACUGGACUUAUGGAAAUGAAACAGUGCUGUAACUCCACUGGAGGGCACAUGGUGAUGGGUGAUUCUUUCAACUCUUCAUUAUUCAAGCAGACAUUCCAGCGCGUUUUUGCAAAAGAUCAGAAAAAUGAAUUAAAAAUGGCUUUCAAUGGUACAACUGAAGUUAAAUGCUCUAGAGAAUUAAAAAUUCAAGGUGGUAUAGGCUCCUGUGUUUCUUUAAAUGUGAAAAGCCCUUUAGUGGCGGAUACCGAGAUUGGAAUGGGCAACACAGUUCAGUGGAAAAUGUGCACAUUCACGCCAAGCACUACCCUGUCCUUGUUUUUUGAAGUAGUCAAUCAGCAUUCAGCACCAAUUCCACAAGGUGGAAGAGGCUGUGUUCAGUUCAUCACCCAAUAUCAGCAUUCAAGUGGACAACGAAAAAUUCGAGUCACGACUAUAGCAAGAAAUUGGGCAGAUGCGACAGCAAAUAUACAUCACAUCAGCUCCGGUUUUGAUCAAGAAUGUGCUGCUGUAAUCAUGGCUCGUAUGGCGGUGUACAGGGCUGAAACUGACGAGAGCCCUGACGUGCUAAGAUGGGUCGAUAGAAUGCUUAUUCGUUUGUGUCAGAAAUUCGGAGAAUACAACAAAGAUGAUCCGGCAUCUUUCAGGCUUAGUGAGAAUUUUAGUUUAUAUCCGCAGUUUAUGUACCAUCUUCGAAGGUCUCAAUUUUUGCAGGUGUUUAAUAAUUCGCCAGAUGAAACUUCAUUUUACAGGCAUAUGUUGAUGAGAGAAGAUUUAACACAAUCUUUGAUAAUGAUACAACCAAUAUUAUAUAGUUACAGCUUUAAUGGCCCGCCAGAACCUGUUCUGUUAGAUACUAGCUCCAUACAGCCGGAUAGAAUUUUGCUUAUGGAUACCUUCUUUCAGAUAUUGAUUUUCCAUGGAGAAACUAUAGCCCAAUGGAGAAACUUAAAAUACCAAGACAUGCCGGAAUAUGAUAAUUUUAGGCAACUCUUGCAAGCACCAGUUGAUGAUGCUCAAGAAAUUCUACAAACCCGUUUCCCCAUGCCUCGGUAUAUAGAUACGGAACAAGGAGGCUCCCAAGCCAGAUUCCUGCUGUCCAAAGUUAACCCGAGCCAAACGCAUAACAACAUGUACUCAUAUGGAGGGGCCAUUAUGACAGGUCCUAAUGGGGAUGCUGGAGCUCCGGUACUGACCGACGAUGUGUCCUUGCAAGUAUUUAUGGACCAUUUGAAAAAACUGGCAGUUUCUUCAACAGCCUAAUGAAACUUACCUUGUUAUAGGGUUUUCAGUGUUUAUGCUAGGAAUAAGUAAUAUGGAAUGUAUUUUUUUUUAAACAGUUUAUUAUAUUUUGCAAAAAGGACAUUGUGAAAUUAAACAGUUUCUUAUGAAGAUUU